Molecule: messenger RNA, 2085 nt
Organism: Daldinia loculata
Lineage: Eukaryota; Fungi; Ascomycota; Sordariomycetes; Xylariales; Hypoxylaceae
Product: DUF1613-domain-containing protein
Exons: 1
Coding region: 511-1995 (494 amino acids)
Biological process (GO): tRNA methylation
Molecular function (GO): tRNA (uridine) methyltransferase activity
Source: RefSeq, a predicted model, not a curated record
UGCCACACAAUCGAUACCACCAAUGUCGGACAUGUGCCACAACUGUAAUCCAGACUAAGACACAAUUGUCCAUUAAGAUUUUAGAUUUUAGUUUCAUUCGAAAAUCAUGAACAUUGGACGAUGUGAUGGGUGACGGGUGACGGGUGACGGACAACAACUCUACUCAGGUACCUAUUCACUAUAUCCACCAUCUGCAUCGUCCAAACAAUUUUAUCCCCAAUAUUCAUACUCAUACAUAUGCGGACCUACACAUCCACGAGGAUACCUACCCUUCUUAGCAGCUGACCCCCCUGCGCAUCUGCAUGUGGCCUCCUUUAAAGGGAGGGCAUCUACCUAGAAUAUCAGUGAGCAUCGGUCUCAUCGUUGGCCAAUUCGAGUGGACAGCCUCUACAUACUUAUGUCAUCCUGUAUCCCCUCGAUCGACCUAUCCGUGUCCCGAUUCCAAAGACCCUGCAGGUAACAUAACACAUAUUUAAAAAGGCCUCCCAUCAUAUCAAUUUCAAUUUUGCAAUGGGCUUCGAGGCGCAAGAGCUUCCCGAUGGUUCUCCGAGUCUAAUUAAAGAUUCGUCUGGUUCAAGAUGGACUCCCUUGUUUCGGAAGAGCUGUGAGUUCGAGUCGCAAAUCUUUUUCAAAGUCAUGAUGAACUUGAUCCGCAAUCCGAAUAUCAAUUCCAGCUGGCUAUUCCGGGCCGAUAUCUUAGUCGAGAGGGAUCUAAGUCAACAAGAUGUGACUACUGACUCCGCGGUCACACAGCCGAUCAUUCUCUACUUCGAAGACAUGCACCUUGAUAAAGCUCUAGUGCGGAAGCUUAUUCCAAGAAAUACUCUAAGAGAUCAGCCUCUAGAUCAAACAUGCCUAAUUUACCAUGGUAGUGGGCCGGGGAAUGUAGAAAGGUCUAUGGUUAUUUACAAACCCCACGUCUCAUCUCCUGAUGACAUGCCAUACUACCAUCCCAAAGUGCAAGGCAUAGCAUUUCUCCACGAAUGGAGCGCUGAUGACGAGGGCUCAGUGUCUAUCCAUUACCAUUUCUUUGACGAUGGGGACCGUUUACCAAAGUUGGUGGGUACGGCUCUUAACCUGUUAUCAGUGCUCCAUAAGCAUGGCGAAGGAACUAAAAAGGGGUAUACUAAGCGAGUUCAUCACGACACCAUCAUUCCCCAGAUUUCUGUUCAGAAUACGUAUACUAGGCUGAAACAAAACUAUGCCCGCCAGCUUAUUCAAACCUGGGUCGAGGUUACAGACCCAUCCAAGCACGUGUUUGAAGACCUGAGCAUUGCGGCAUUUCUCAUCGAACUGUGGGCUCAGAUGUAUAAAGAUUCUCCGUUCCCUGGAUUUGUUGAUAUAGGAUGCGGCAAUGGUCUUCUCGUACACAUCCUUCGAAAGGAAGGAUACUCGGGAUGGGGAUUUGACGCUCGAAAACGCAAGUCGUGGGAACAGUAUUCUGAUACGAUUAGUGACGAGCCUGAGCAUCAAGAGAGUCUCCGGCAGCACGUCCUGCUUCCCUCUGUGAUUGACCAUGAUCUAAGUACGAAGUAUGGGAAUGGUGAGGUCAUCUACAAUGUAGAUAGUGCUAAUCUUAUACACGACGGUUUAUUUCCUGAAGGAACUUUUAUCAUAUCCAAUCAUGCGGAUGAGUUGACACCAUGGACACCGAUACUUGCUACUAUAUCAAACUGUCCGUUUAUCAUGAUACCAUGUUGCAGUCAUGACCUUACCGGCGCAAGAUUUCGGGCUCCCGCGCCGAAAGCGCAAAACAAAUCACCGUCGGCAUAUUCGUCACUGGUUGAAUGGAUAAAAAAUAUAGAGAAGGACUGCGGCUGGGAGGUAGAAACUGAGAUGCUGAGGAUACCAAGCACAAGAAAUACUGGCUUGAUCGGCAGAAAAAGGAGCUCGUCCUCAGCUAUAGACAUCCAACAGGUUAUAGCUAAAUAUGGCGGUACAGAAGGAUACGCAGAUAACGUGAUGAAGCUAAUAGAUAAGCCGAGAGGACACUGACGAGAUGUUAAGAAUAUAUGUAAAGAACCAAACUCAAUACAGUAAAUAAAAAUUGAAUAGAAUUGCGAUGCCUCUUUAUAAGGUAUGAAG